GGGGGAACGUACCUAUGGCCGGGCGGGCUUUAUCCCCGGCUUCCCCGUACAGUAUAUUGUGAAGAGGCCUUAGAGCAGAGGGCUCCUGCCGAACCUUAUCGAGACGGUCCGCGCUCCCGACUCGAGCAGCAAUAAGUCUCUCGAGUCAAGAAGAUUCUGUUCUUAUUCCCUUUCAACAUCUCCCAUCCCAUCCAUCUCCCUUGGUCGCGCGCCCAACAUCCUUAUCGCGCCUUCGGGCCCUCUCUUCUUCCAACGAUUCUUCCUCCGCUCUCUCGCUUCAAUCCCAUUCGCUUCGUCCCUUUUCUUUCGCCUGCACUCGACCCGUCCUAUAACACGCGGACGCGCAACCCAAGAUACCCACUUCGCCCGCCGGCCAUUUCGUCAUUGCCUCCACCCGGCGACGGCGACAGCAAACACCACGGAUCGGCGUGAGCUGUCUGUCUGUCACUGCUGGCAGGGUAGAGGAGCCCUGUCACUUGUCAAUCGCCUGAGGGCUUUCCGAAUCCUCCGCUCUACUUUCUCUCCACGUUUUCUUUUCCCUUUCUUCACUUGUCGUCGAGGGCAACAGGUCAAGCCGUCGCUCGCUUGGCUGACCUCACCGGUAUUGACGACUCGAAUCCCUUCCAUUAUCUCAAAACUUUUUGCCCGAAUGCACCUCGGUCGUCUACUGCGAUAAAGGCCUCCUAGCAUGGCAGGUUCGACGGAGCCCCAGCAUAAGCCGGGGCAUGAGCCUGAGCGCCAGCCCGCGCACCAACCCCAACGCGCUUCGGAAUAUGAAGAGCACGACGAUGCCGAGGAAAUGGCGGCCUUUCCCCCGUUGCAGGACGUAGAUGUCAGUGCGCCGGCUCAUGCGUCGCAACCUCUCCAGCAACACCAGCAUCAGUAUCAUCACCAGCAAUACCCCCAGCACUCUGACGAAUUCGACGAGAAGCGCAACCCCCCCUCGCUCGACACCUUCAACACCCUCGCCGCCGGCCCCGACUCGCACGUCAACGAGCCCUUCUCCCCCUCGGGCCAGCGCGCCGAGGACACGCGCCUCGGCGACGACCUCGAACUACUACGCGCCGAGCGCCUCAUCUCCAACCAGGAACAGGACGAGCUGGCCUCCAAGUCUAAGGGCCGGAGCCACCGUCCCGAGCCCGAGGAUGCCUUCAACCAGUCCGCCCCCAAGGAGGAGACGGUCAAGCACAAGAACGAGGACGCCGCCCUCUACAAGCUGUGGCUCUUCCUCAAAAAGUUCCCUCGCGGCGUCCGCUACCUGCUAUAUCUGUUCCCCGGCGCCAUCCUGCUGCUCAUCCCCGUCCUCCUCGGCGGCCUGCGCUUCAACCCUGACGAGAAGCUCGUCGGCGGACCCGGCGGCGUCGAGCUCCUGUGGUUCGGCAUCUGGCUCGAGAUUGUGUGGUGCACGCUGUGGAUCUCACGCCUCAUCACGAGCCUCCUGCCUCAUCUCCUCUAUAGCCUGGCGCGCAUCGCCGGCUCGACCAACGCCAAAAAGUGGAGGGACAUUGGCCAUCAGCUCGAGCUGCACAUGGCCCUCUUCCUCUGGUUCCUGGCCAUCCUCAUCUCCUUCAAGCCCACCAACAAUGGCCACACGGGCAGCGGCGAGGGCGGUGCCGGCUGGACCGACGUCGUCUACAAGGUCAUCAUCGCCCUCUUCGUGCUCGCGACGCUGAACUUUGCCGAAAAGGUUUGCAUCCAGUGGAUCGCCACCACCUUCCACCAGCGCACCUACAGCACCCGCAUCGAGAACAACAAGUCGGACGUCCGCCAGCUCGUCCACCUCUUCUCCUUCGCCAAGGCCAACCUCGAAACCACCGACGCCUUUUGGCAGGGCAACACGGGGCCCAACACCAGCGGCGCCCAGACGCCCCUGCAGACGUUCCACGACAACGCCCGCCAGGUCCUCGGCAAGGUCGGCUACGUCGCCAACAGGGUCGGCAACGACUUCAUCGGCCGCAAGGUCAACGUCAACCAGCCGAAAAGAGUCGUCUCGGAGCUGUUGCGCAGUACCGCCUCGGCCGCCACCCUCGCCCGUCUCAUCUACCGGAGCUUGAUCACCGAGGGGCGAGAUACGGUCUACCCCGACGACUUGAAGAAGGCCUUUGAGACGCAGGAGGAGAUUGACGCCGCCUUUGGCGUCUUCGACAAGGACCUCAACGGCGACAUUUCGAUAGAGGAGUUUGAAGCCGUCUGCAACGAGAUCCACCUGGAGAAAAAGGCCAUCGCCGCGUCCCUCAAGGACCUGGACUCGGUCAUCCAGAAGCUCGACAAGGUCUUCUUGUUCAUCAUCGUCAUCAUCGCCGUCAUCGUCUUCGUCUCGAUCCUGUCGGGUUCCGCCGCCGCGGGCCUCGCGUCCGCCAGCACCUCGGUCCUGGGCCUCGCCUGGGUGCUGCAGGCGACGGCGCAGGAGUUUCUCCAGUCCAUCAUCUUUGUCUUCAUCAAGCACCCCUUUGACGUGGGCGACCGCGUCACCGUCUACGGCUCCACCGGCGACAAGAUGACGGGCGACGACUACUACGUGACCGAAAUAUCCCUACUCUAUACCGAGUUCAAGAAGAUGCAGGGCCACAUCGUUCAGGCGCCCAACUCGCUGCUCAAUACCCUCUUCAUCCUGAACCAGCGCCGCUCCAACGGUCUGGCCGACGUCAUCCCGCUCGAGAUGCGCUUCGGCACGCCUGGCGAGAUGAUUGACGAGCUCAAGGCCCGCAUGCUCGACUUUUGCCAGCAGAACAAGCGCGACUACCAGCCCACCAUCAUCACCGAGAUGACGUCGCUGGACCAGGUGCGCUCAUGCCACAUGAACAUGAUCUUCAUGCACAAGAGCAACUUCCAGAACGAACUGCUCCGGCUUAACAGGCACAAUCGGUUCGUCACGGAGCUCAUGUACCAGAUGGCGUCGCUCGGCAUCCAGGCUCCUCUGCGCGUCGACCCCGGCGGCAGCCGCGACUACCCCCUGUACUGGGCCGGCGCGCCGCCACAGCCGGCUUCCUCGCAGCCGCCGCAUCACGACGACUACGGCCCGCCGCCGGCGCCGUCGGCGCACAUGGCCAUGUCUCGGCGGCGCGGCAGCAGCGUGCGCGGCGGGCAGCGCCUGCCGACGACCAACGAGGAGGCCAUCCUGGGCUUCCAGGAUGUCUUUGACAGCCGCAGGGACCACCUCGUGGCGCAGCGCAUGGCGUCCAUCAAGGAAAAGGACCGGGCUUUUGAGCGGGAGAAGGACGCCGCCGCCGCCGCCGAGGGUCGGGCGUCGACGUCGGCGCUCGCGCCCACCGUGUCUAAGAACUCGCGGGAGUCGCACACGCAGUCGACGCGCGCGCGCAUCUUUGGGCGGGCACGCAGCGGGACAAAGAGUCAGCAGGACGAUGCUAUUGUCUGAGUUGGGCGAGUUGCCUGCGGGACGAGUGGAUGCUGUGCACGUGGGAAUUGAAAUAGCGAGACAUGUUCCAGACAUGGGUUUGUUUCUUUGGAGCGAAUGCAUGUACCAAGUUAGAAUUAGAUUAUCACGAGCUCGAAUAUCACGACCACCAAG
Purpureocillium takamizusanense is the source of this 3529-nucleotide messenger RNA. RefSeq lists its product as uncharacterized. The transcript has a single exon. Gene Ontology annotation, molecular function: calcium ion binding; calcium channel activity. Gene Ontology annotation, biological process: intracellular calcium ion homeostasis; calcium ion transmembrane transport. Gene Ontology annotation, cellular component: membrane. The record is from RefSeq and is a predicted model, not a curated record. Bases 689 to 3376 code for a protein of 895 amino acids. Lineage: Eukaryota; Fungi; Ascomycota; Sordariomycetes; Hypocreales; Ophiocordycipitaceae.